AUGGCCGCCAAUGGACCGGGGACAAAUCUGGGUCCGAAUCACAAUCCUGUUAUUAUACCUUGGCCUCAACCUGCCAACGAAAUGUCGCAGCUUGACGCGAUAAUUGCAGACACAGACGACGUAAUUCUAGCUGGAAUGAGCGAAAGACUGGAGGCUUAUAUUCGAACAUCUGGACAUCGUGGUCUUUCUCGUCAAAAUGUACUCAGAAUAUCUAGGAUUCUAGCUGCAACAUAUCAAGCACCUGAUAAGCCGAAAACUACCAAGAGCGUUCUGGCACUUCUCAGCGGAAGCUAUGACGUUGAUGAUCAGAAGAACUUUAACGAGAUCGUCUCCAUUCACGUAGGAACUGGAAGACAACGAGUCCAGUUCACAGCAAUGGCUGGAUUAUUGGCCACGCAAGCCGAGUUCUUCAAACCUCUUUGUUCUGAUCUUUGGAAAUGUGGUCGUGAAAAAGCCAUCUCACUUGAAGAUUAUCAACCUGAAAGUUUCGAAAUGUUCCUCGCAUGGCUCUACACAAAGGAUAUCAGAAAUGCAAAAUGUUCGGGUAAAAAUAUCAACCGUGGUAAUACUCAUUUUCAAACACAAGCCCAUAAGUACAAAUGGUUCCAGUUACUUCAUUGCUAUUUUCUCGCCGAUUAUAUUGGAGCACCGAAGUUCGCCAAUUAUAUGAUGGAUGCAUUAACCUUGGCCUAUAGAGAAUGGGUGCGCGGUGAAUUUGUCAAGUCGGCGAACGACCCACUUUUCAACAAUACAGAGGAGACUCGAAAGCUGGUGGAUAGCAACACAGUCGAAUCAUCACCACUACGAGCUUUAAUCAAGGAUAUACUCUUCCCUUCUGUUGAAGAGAGACGAGUUCCCGUAACCAUUAACCGACAUCCGAGAGCACCCCCUUCUUUCCGCAGAGCCAGACGCGGACUUCAUAAUCUCUUAGUACCGAAUCCUUUUCUUCAGCCUCAGGGCCAGAAUAUUGAAUUUCCAAAUAAUGGAACGGCUCCAAAUCCUUAUUUCCAUCCUGGCCAUCCACUGUAUCCUUCUGAUUUUCCGCCAACUACACCGAAUGCACAUCCCCCACCCCCAACCAACCACCAUAUGUAUAACGCUGCGCCUUCACUCUCCACUGGAAUUGGACCUGCCCCACAUUUUAACCCCCAACCGCCGCUAACCCAUCCUCACAACAAUCUAACAUACUAUCCGAUUCCUCAAGGAGGUCCAUUUCACGCAACCAUUCACCAACCUCCUAUCUCUUACCACGCCCAUUUUCCACUUCCUAUCGCCCAUAAUCCCUUCGCCAAUCACUACAAUAUCCGCAAUCAACAUCCCUUUUUCUCGCCAAUGCCCCUCCUAUCUCGACCUAAUCUACGCUCUAGGUUUCUCAAAGCCAUGAAGUUUGGGAGGUAUGAAGAGAAAGUCGAUCCGGAAAGCGCUGCUAUUGAAUUUAAGAAAUGGGAAAAGGCAUCGAUGGUUUGGGAACAUGAAAGAUGUAGAUAUCAUAUUCAUGCUAAGGGGGAAGAUUGUCGAGAUGAGGAGUAA
This is a messenger RNA of Botrytis porri, 1530 nucleotides long. RefSeq lists its product as uncharacterized. Gene Ontology annotation, molecular function: protein binding. The record is from RefSeq and is a predicted model, not a curated record. NCBI's taxonomy places the organism in Eukaryota, Fungi, Ascomycota, Leotiomycetes, Helotiales, Sclerotiniaceae. The transcript has 2 exons. The coding region runs from base 1 to 1530 and encodes 509 amino acids.